AUGGCUACCUCUCCAAACACUUCAGGGACUCUCACUCCUAAAAAGAAGGAUGAAUCGUUCCUGGAUAAAAUUGGAACAUUGGGAAGAAAGAAGAAAAUAAAGGAAGUAAGUGAAUUAGUAGAAGAAGGUAAACAUGCUAUUGAAUCUCCUACCAGUCCUACUAUUCCUGAUAUUGGACCAGAAGGCUACGUUCUGGGUGAAAAUGAAGAAAGAUCUAUUAUUGAUCCAUCUUCAAGAGAUGAACCCAAAUUGAAGGAGCUCAUCAAGAUCUUAUUAGACUGGAUUAAUGAUGAGAUGGCUGAACAGAGAAUUCUAGUAAAAGAUAUUGAGGAAGAUUUAUUUGAUGGUCAAAUUCUACAGAAAUUAAUUGAAAAACUACAAGGUAUAAAAGUUGGAGCACCAGAAGUAUCACAGUCAGAGAUUGGUCAGAAACAGAAAUUACGAGUAGUGUUAGACUAUAUCAAUAGAAUAUUAAACGUAGGGGGAGGCUGGAAUCAACAGAAGUGGAGUGUUGACAGUAUUCACUCAAAGAAUUUAGUGGCAAUACUACAUCUUUUAGUUGCCUUGGCACGACAUUUCCGAGCUCCAAUCAGGCUUCCUGAAAAUGUUCAGGUUAUUCUUAUUGUAGUUCAGAAAACAGAUAAUUUAUUACAAACGAGAAGAGUAGCUGAAGAAAUCACUGCUUAUAAUGAUGAUAUUGGUGCUAGAUUUGAACGUGAUGCUUUUGAUACUUUAUUUGACCAUGCUCCUGAUAAGUUAAAUGUUGUUAAAAAGACUUUGGUAACCUUUGUAAAUAAACAGUUAGUAAAAGUGAAUUUAGAAGUCACUGAUUUAGAUACACAGUUUCAUGAUGGAGUGUUUCUAGUUAUAAUGAUGGGAUUAUUAGAGGAAUAUUUUGUGCCAUUAUACAGCUUUCAUCUUACACCCACUAAUUUUGAUCAGAAGGUACAUAAUGUACACUUUGCUUUUGAACUGAUGCAGGAUGCUGGUCUUCCACAACCUAAAGCGAGAGUUGAAGAUGUAGUGAACCAUGAUCUGAAAUCAACUUUACGAGUCCUUUACAACAUCUUCACCAAAUACAAGGGAGUAGCUCCAGUAUCUGUAUCAGCAUAA
This is a messenger RNA of Lottia gigantea (owl limpet), 1113 nucleotides long. RefSeq lists its product as hypothetical. The transcript is spliced from 13 exons. Gene Ontology annotation, cellular component: focal adhesion; actin cytoskeleton; cytoplasm. Gene Ontology annotation, biological process: establishment or maintenance of cell polarity; cell projection assembly; substrate adhesion-dependent cell spreading. Bases 1 to 1113 code for a protein of 370 amino acids. Gene Ontology annotation, molecular function: actin binding. NCBI's taxonomy places the organism in Eukaryota, Metazoa, Mollusca, Gastropoda, Lottiidae. The record is from RefSeq and is a predicted model, not a curated record.